AAUGGGAGAGCCAGCAGCCGGACUGGACCGAGACGGUGGAAACCAUGAGGUAUCAUUCUGGACGCAUUCUGAAGGAACUUGGGAGGAAACUUGGAACACACAGGGACCCCGAUGGAAACACACCUCCACUCUCCACAGCCCUUUGAAGCAGACAAAUAAACCUGAAGCAUGUCUGUGGAUCUCAACGGAUACUGGAAGAUGGUUUCCAAUGACAACUUUGAUGAAUACAUGAAGGCUCUUGGUGUGAAUGCAGCCAUCAGGACUAUCGCCAGCUUACUAAAGACUGACAAGGACAUCGUUCAAGAUGGGGAUCACUUUAAAAUCAAGACCCUCAGCACUUUCAAAAACUACAACAUGGACUUCCACGUGGGACAAGAGUUUGAAGAGGAUCUCAGCGGCGUGGAUGACAGGAAGUGCUUGACCACCAUCAACUGGGACGGAGACAAACUGGUUUGUGUGCAGAAGGGAGAGAUUGAAGGAAGAGGAUGGACCCACUGGGUGGUGGGAGAUGAGCUUCAUCUGGAGCUGAGAGCUGGAGGAGCCGUGUGCAAACAGGUUUACAAGAAGACAACAUGACGUCGCUCUCUUGAGGGAAAAUCUUGCUCCCAGCAGAUACUGACUUCAACGCAGACAACACUGCGCAUACAAACACAGUUCUGUCUUUUACUUUGUGUCUCUUUGUUCUCUAUUUAUAUAAAACCAUACUUGAUCAAAAGGGCAGCAUAUGACAAUUUUCCCCCUAAUAUCAUCUGCUGGAUAUUGAGUUGGAAUAUUUAAAACAGAAAAUAUUAAUGGUUUUGAUUAUGAUGAAAUAAAAGUAAACCUGACAACCAUAGUUUUUUUUUUUUUCCUCUCAUUACCAAUACUCCUCCAAGUUGCCCUGAAAUCUCUCAGAUCUCUCAGAUCUGACCGAUUAAGUCAAUAAAUGAAGCAGCUCCCAGGAUGAUUGUUCUACUUUUCUGGUUACAUCCUUCAAUACAAGGGGGAGCAAACUACGGCCUCCGGGCCAUAUAAACUACUUAAUCUGAAAAAUUAAAAAAUCAUUUAGUUUUUGUGUUUUUCCGUAAUGGACAUUAACCCAUUGUUGCAUUUGUCAACAAAAUGAGAACAAACAAACACAGUUUUGAAAUAAAAAUUCGAAAUUUUCUGUUUUAAAAUAUAUAUAUUUGAAUUUUUAACAAAAAUUAAAGUGUGUUUUUUUCUGCCUUUAUUCCAUGUUAUUUCUUUCUCUUAUGAGGUGGAUUAUCAACCACACAUCUGCUGCUGGCCUGACCCCUCUUUCAAAUUUUGGAACCUUGUGUGGCCCAUAAAUCAUAAAGUUUGCCUCCCCUGCUCUAAUACAUCUUAAUAUUGUUGAUUUGACACAUUAUUAAAUCCUUAACUUCUCUAGAGACUUCAAAUUGGUAAUGAACAACCUGCAGAGUUCUCUUAGACACUCUUCAGCUCAUCUUU
This is a messenger RNA of Oryzias melastigma (Indian medaka), 1452 nucleotides long. Its product is annotated as retinol-binding protein 1. Gene Ontology annotation, biological process: fatty acid transport; NAD+ biosynthetic process. Gene Ontology annotation, molecular function: fatty acid binding; nicotinate-nucleotide adenylyltransferase activity; nicotinamide-nucleotide adenylyltransferase activity. Gene Ontology annotation, cellular component: nucleus; mitochondrion; cytosol. NCBI's taxonomy places the organism in Eukaryota, Metazoa, Chordata, Actinopteri, Beloniformes, Adrianichthyidae. The record is from RefSeq and is a predicted model, not a curated record. Bases 169 to 576 code for a protein of 135 amino acids. The transcript has 6 exons.